UGUUGGAGCAAAAGAAUAACUACUAACCUUAGAAAAAGAAAGUCAGCAAAAUGUCAUUGCCACAGCAAGUCAGUGUCCCCUCGAUGUCAGUGGCUGUAACAGUUUCUGUAGCUGUCCCAGGUGUCCAUGUUUCAGUUCCAGCCAUCAACAUAGAGGAAAAGGACGACCACAUGAAUGUUUACCUCUGGAAUAAGUCACAGCAGACACAGGAUACCAAAACCCAAGGAAGUGAUGGCAAAUAUGAAUGUAGUGUAUGUGGGAAGGCCUAUUCCCAGAGGAGCAGCUUUGAGUACCACAAGAAAACCCACAGUGGUGAAAAACCAUAUCACUGUAGCACUUGUGGGAAGUCGUUCCUCAACAAAAGCAGUUUGGUUGUGCACAAUCGCAUUCACACUGGAGAGAGGCCAUUUAGGUGUGAUGACUGUGGCCGUGGAUUUACUCAACGCAGUAUGCUAACAGUCCAUCGUAGAAUUCACACAGGUGAGAGACCGUAUUCAUGUUCGGAGUGUGGAAAAGCUUUUUACCAGAGUGACCAUCUUACAAAACAUAAAAGAAUACAUACAGGAGAAAAACCUUAUCUUUGUGGAGAAUGUGGAAUGGCUUUCUCUGAUAGCAGUGGAUUAAGACAGCAUGUGAAACGGCAUACAGAGAUGGGUCCAUGGCGAUGUGAGAAGUGUGAUCUAGUGUAUGAAAAACGUACACCUUAUGAUCUUCAUAUGAUGCAGCACCGUGGAGAGAAGCCUCUUGAAUGUGAUGUUUGUGGAAAACUUUUUCAGUAUCGAUCUACUCUUGAUCUUCAUAGAAAAACACAUUUUAAGGAAAAGGUUUUUAAAUGUGAUGUUUGUGGUGAAGAAUUUACUGGUAAAGUUUUACUAAGAAAGCAUCUAAAACAUGUACAUACAGAACGAUACUAUGCCAGACGCCUUGUUGGCUGGAAUGCGGAUAACAAGUCAUCCAAACCACAGGGUGACACCAAACCUCUUAGAUGUGACCAGUGUGGUUUACUUUUUAAGGACAAUGGUAAAUUCUUGCUGCAUCAAAAAGUUCAUUGUCUUGAAAAAAGUUUCAAGUGUGAUGUGUGUGGUUUGGCAUUUGCUAAGAGUUACACACUGGAAGUUCAUAAGCAGAUGCAUCCACAUAUAUCUCCUCUUGUCGAUGCUACCAUGUUAACAGAAGUGCCAUGCCAGGAACUACAAGCAACACCUACGUCUGAGAUGACAUUAACUCCUCUGUACCCUGCAGCCCAAGAACCUUCCAUUGUGACCCAAGAGAUCACACACAUCCCAGCAGGUCAAGUUGUCAUUCCUGGCACCAGUAAGUUCCAGUCCUUUGUGAAAGUGCCCAUAAAAUCCCCAGCCAGCAAGGGCAAGCGAACUAAACCAUGGUAGUUUGUAAUUCACUUGUGAUGUCAAUGAAGGAUUUUAAGGUUGGUAUCUCCGUUUGACUUUGGCCCAACCUCCUUUUCUUUCUUUCUUUCUUUCAGGGAGUUACAUGAAUUCUUUCUGCUUAUAUGUUCCUUUAGUACCUCGUGUCCAGGAAUUAAACUGUAAAUGCAAUUAUUGAAUUAAACUGUGAUAAUACUUAAAAGAAAUUGAUAUUUGUUAUAUAUUUAUUGUGUAAAUUAGAUAGUACUUCAUAAAAGUGAAUCAUCAUUUUUAUUAAUCAGAAUUCCUUAUAUCUAAUUGGUAUUUCAUUAAAAUAGUAUAAAAUGUACAUAUGACAUUACACCCAGCAGUUUAUUAGCUUCUAAUUGAUAUGUAAAUAUUAUAUAUAUAUUAUACAGAAUAUAAAAAUGUGCGAUGAAUUUGUCAAUGAAAGAUCCUCUGGAUAUGACUUCAGUAUAUUGUUAUUUUUUCCUUUGUUUUCUUCUUAUAAGCAGGUUGGAAUAGCAAUGAAAAUUGAAUUAAUAUCUGUGUAUGUAGCAUAUGAUCAUUACAGAUAUGAAAUUCACAUUUUUUAUUAGACCGUUUGCAUUUAAUAAAAGCUGGACAUUAUAUGAACUGCAGAAACAAGUUCAUAGUGUAUUGAAUCUUCCUGGCCUUGAUAUUUUCCAUAGAGAUGAAAGAUUUAUUAAAUUAGUUUUAUAGGCUAUACAUUUUACUUCCUGCCUUUAUAAAUUAAGUAUAGUUUCUUUGAUGUAGUAGAAUAUUAUAUUUGUUUAUAAAGUAUGUCUGCAUAUGUUCAUAUGGUCUCAGGCAAGAGUCCAAUAGAUCUGAGUGAAUGCCAGCAUGCCACUUUGAUUCUGUAUGAAAAGGUGACUUCUUUAUAUCACUAGAACUUUAAUGGUGCUAUGCAUCUACAGUACAUGAAAGGAAAUUAUACAAUAUGUGUUCUAUAUGAAUAGACUGAAAUAAAAGAAAUUUAUUAAAA
Messenger RNA from Penaeus vannamei (Pacific white shrimp), 2370 nucleotides. NCBI's taxonomy places the organism in Eukaryota, Metazoa, Arthropoda, Malacostraca, Decapoda, Penaeidae. The record is from RefSeq and is a predicted model, not a curated record.